Molecule: messenger RNA, 466 nt
Organism: Penaeus monodon (black tiger shrimp)
Lineage: Eukaryota; Metazoa; Arthropoda; Malacostraca; Decapoda; Penaeidae
Product: low-density lipoprotein receptor-related protein 8-like
Exons: 5
Coding region: 134-466 (110 amino acids)
Molecular function (GO): protein binding
Source: RefSeq, a predicted model, not a curated record
CUCAAGGUCAAAAAGGAUUCGCGAUUUAGGCGUUGCGCCCGCCCGCCCGUCGCUCAGUGUCCUGGCGGCUUCGUGUGCUAGCAGCAGGAGACUGUGUCCUUUCACACACGCCCGCACGCCCAUUCUCGUCCCCAUGAAGACACUUGUGCUCCUCCUGUGCCUCGGCUUUGCUACGGCCCUGGACUGCACGGGCGACGAAAUCUCGUGCACGAGCGGCGAACGCUGCGUCCCUUAUCGCUACCUGUGUGAUAGCGAUAACGACUGCGCUGAUGGCUCGGAUGAGGAUACCGGACUCUGCUUGGCCUGGAAGAACACGGACUGCGAAAAGGGCCAGGCCCGUUGCAGGGCCAACGGAGGCUCAGAGUGCAUCCCCAUCGAGGACUACUGCCACCGAACUCAACCUGCUUGCCAAGGAACUCUCGACCGUCGAAUUUGCUCUGUAUCAUCAUAUCAAGUUCACGGCUGA